Molecule: messenger RNA, 1554 nt
Organism: Penicillium samsonianum
Lineage: Eukaryota; Fungi; Ascomycota; Eurotiomycetes; Eurotiales; Aspergillaceae
Exons: 4
Coding region: 1-1554 (517 amino acids)
Source: RefSeq, a predicted model, not a curated record
AUGAAUCCGCCAUUCAAAGCGGUCGUCCUGGAUUUGUGGGAUAUACUGCUCUCCCGAACUGUUCCCACCAGCACCAAGAUUUCGCGCCAUACUUUGAAAGAUAUCUUCUCCUCCGACAUAUGGUACAGCUACGAGUGCGGCCAGCUGAGCGAUGAUGACAUUCGUCGAGAGGUUGCCGUGAGAUAUUCACUAGAUGUGGCCGAUGUCGUUGAUAUCCUGCAGCAAACCCGGAAGAUCACUACCCGAGAUGAAAAUAUGAUACAGAGUCUCCGUAUCCUCAAAGGGCAACACGGCAAUGGUGUUCUUCUAUGCGCCAUGCUGAAUAUUCCCAGCGCAGACUACGAGGCUAUUCGUCACAGAAUCGCGGAAUGGGCCAUUUUCGACCGGGUCUUCACAUCCGGUAAUACAGGCAUGCGAAAGCCUGACUUGUGCUUUUACCGACAUGUUCUCAGUGAGAUCCGACAGCCUCCUGAAGAGGUGAUCUUUGUCGAAUCAAACCCUGAGGACGUUCUACCUGCUCGAUCCAUUGGCAGUCGCGUUGUCCUCCACACAGAUGCAACCAGUCUUCACCAAUCGCUACAGAACUUACUGGGAGACCCCAUAAAGCGAGGAAAUGAGUUCCUCCGCGGAAAUGCGAAGCGGCUAGACAGCGUCACAAACACCGGUGUUACUAUUCGGGAUAACUUCACCCAGCUCUUAGUGUUGGAAGCUACUAAGAAUCGUGAUCUGAUCUACCUUGAGGAGCACCUAAGGACGUGGAACUUCUUUAUAGGGAAGUCCUUGCUCACGACUAGUGCGUAUCCUGAUGACUUCGACACUACAUGCACAGCAUUGACCAUGCUGGAGCCCGACAAAGGGACUGUAUCUUCGGUCUUGGAUGAGCUAGCUGGCUAUGUCAGCAACGACGGCGUUGUUCUGACGUACUUUGACCGCUCUAGGCCCCGCGUUGAUCCGGUUGUCUGCGUCAAUGUCCUGAGGGCUUUCUAUAAGUAUGGACGCGGUCACGAGCUACAGAAUACCCUCCACUGGGUGCGCGACGUGUUAAAGAGCCGAGCCUAUAUCGAAGGCACGCGAUAUUACCCGACCCCCGAAGCAUUUCUGUACUUCCUCAGCCGUCUGCUCGAGAGUGCAAACGGCGUCUACCUCCACCGCGAACUCUUCCUUAUUCUCCGAGAGCGAGUCAAGGAGCGCGUCGGGCUUCCGGGGGACGCACUUUGUCUUGCCAUGCGUCUGCUUACCUGUCAGUAUGUCGGUAUUUCAGAUGAGGCCGACCUAGCGAAACUCUGUUCAAUGCAGUGUGAGGACGGGGGAUGGGAGCCCGGGUGGGUCUAUCGGUACGGAAAGACCGGUGUCAUGAUUGGCAACCGGGGACUGGCAACAGCCUUGGCUGUGAAUGCGCUGUCGCAAGCGGAGGUAUACAAGACUUCCCGAGACUCUGAGCUCAAGCAUCAAGGCGUAUCUAGUAUCAGUAUCCCGACGGGAUUCAAGACACUCUAUGGUGCCUUCGUUAACUGGAUGUAUCCUUAUCCGCAAUCGGUCAAGACCUCGUCAUAG